GUCUCUGAAUGUGAGUCUUUGACCUGUAGUGGGACUCGAUCCCGCGGUGUCAGCACUCUAGAGCCGUUAUAAACAGCCUCCUCCCGCCUCUCAGCCUCUUCUGUGCGGAGACACAGUCAGCCAAACCGUCCAGAACCAGAACCAGAACCAGAACCAGAACCAGAACCAAGAACCACCUCAGCCUCAUCUCACACCAUGACCACUGCUGCUCAGCCCAUAUUCGACAAGGGAGAGGACUGCAAGGCCGCCUGGCACGACGCUAGCGCCGGCUACAAUGAGGCCGACACGCACCUGGAGAUCAUGGGCAAGCCCGUGAUGGAGCGCUGGGAGACCCCGUACAUGCACUCCCUGUCCACCGUUGCAGCCUCAAAAGGCGGGCGGGUUCUGGAGAUCGGUUUCGGCAUGGCCAUCGCCGCCACCAAGCUGGAGUCUUACCCCAUCGAGGAGCACUGGAUCAUUGAGUGCAACGAUGGCGUCUUCGCCAGGCUGGAGAACUGGGCCAAGGCUCAGCCACACAAGGUCGUCCCUCUGAAGGGUCUCUGGGAGAACGUUGUUCCCACCCUGCCAGACAACCACUUUGAUGGUAUCCUGUAUGACACAUACCCUCUGUCAGAGGACACAUGGCACACUCACCAGUUUGACUUCAUCAAGGGUCACGCUCACAGGAUGCUGAAGAGCGGUGGCGUCCUCACCUACUGUAACCUGACGUCCUGGGGAGAGCUGCUCAAGACCAAAUACGACAACAUCGACAAGAUGUUUGAGGAGACUCAGGUGCCUCAUCUGCUCCAAGCCGGCUUCAAGAAGGAGAAUAUCAGCACCACCACCAUGGACAUCGCACCACCCACCGAAUGCAAAUACUAUUCCUUCAAUAAGAUGAUCACUCCCACCAUCGUCAAGCUGUAAAGUCUCAAGAUGCUGCUGCAAACUUUUUUUAUGACCAUAAUGUGCCUUCUUCUUCUCCUGAACAUCCU
Messenger RNA from Centropristis striata (black sea bass), 971 nucleotides. It is a transcript of the gene gamt, whose product is annotated as guanidinoacetate N-methyltransferase. The transcript is spliced from 6 exons. Lineage: Eukaryota; Metazoa; Chordata; Actinopteri; Perciformes; Serranidae. The coding region runs from base 196 to 903 and encodes 235 amino acids. The record is from RefSeq and is a predicted model, not a curated record. Gene Ontology annotation, molecular function: guanidinoacetate N-methyltransferase activity. Gene Ontology annotation, cellular component: nucleus; cytoplasm. Gene Ontology annotation, biological process: creatine biosynthetic process.